Ectocarpus sp. CCAP 1310/34 is the source of this 3339-nucleotide messenger RNA. Lineage: Eukaryota; Phaeophyceae; Ectocarpales; Ectocarpaceae. The record is from the annotation of a GenBank genome assembly.
AUGAAGUUCGUCCCCUGGGCCGGGGUCGCCGCGCGCCUGGCCACCACCGAGGUUGCGCCGCCCUCCGUCUUCCCCGCGGAGGGCGGGGGCGCCGCGGGGGGGGGCGAGGGGAAAGGAGGGGGCUCCAAGCGGCUGCCCCCGGCGCCGCGCGGCGCCGCGUACUGCUUUCUGCCGCUCCCGGUGUUGACUGGGUUGCCGGUUCAUGUUAACGGACGUGACAUCUGGAGCGGGUCGGACAUGGUGGGCGACGGCGAGCUCCGCGCCAAUUGGAAUAAGGCCCUCGUGGAGGAGCUCGCGGCGAGCUGCUACACCCGCGUUCUUGUGGCGGCGAAGGCCUCCCUCGGGGGCGGGGCGGCCUACGAAGCCUUGUGGCCGACGGGGUCGACGGCGGAGGGGAGCAUGUGGCGCGGGCUCGCGGACUCCCUCAUGCGCCUGGUUAGGCCGCUGCCGCUGCUCAAGACGCGUUCCCCGAUCGCGGGGGGUUGGGUGGCCCCGCAGAAGUGCGUCGUGUGGACGGGGGGGGGGGGGAACGGGGGCGGGGGGGGAAGGGAACGGGAGCUGCGAGCCCUGGCCGAGGUGUUGCUGGCGGAGAAUGUGAGGGGCAUACAUGAAAUCCCGNGAACGGUGGCGGGGAGGGAAGUGAACGGGAGCUGCGAGCCCUGGCCGAGCAAGGAGCUACGGUCGCUGCUCCUGUCGAGCGGCUGCGCCACCUUCAGCACCACCCCUGCCUUCGUCAGGCAGCUCUUCAAGAAGCUCGCCUCCCCGGCCCCGGGGCGGCUGGCGGCGCGAGGGGUCGGUUCCGGCGCAGUCGGAGCCAACGGUACGGCCUCCCUGCGCAGCGGAAACCCGAGCGCUCGGAGCACUUGCAUCCUGAUCCUUCGCUACUGCCUGGAAGACUUGGGUCCCGGGCGCGGCAGCAACGGUCCGGAGAGCGGUCCCCGAAGGGGCGGGGGCAAGGCCGGGGUCGGCGGCCGCAACAAGGGCCGCCCGUCCGGAUACGGCGAGCUGGCCGGGUUGCCGCUGGUCCCUCUGGCGGACGGGUCCCACGGCGUGUUCCGGAGCUUCGCGGCGGUGGACGCCCAGAAGCUGGAUCUGAUUCGGGGCAUGGGUUUCAGCGAGGCGAGGGCGAGGCAGGCGCUAGUGAAGCACAAGGAAGUGCAGGCCGCGGUGGAGUGGCUCUCGGGCGGGGGCGGAGGCGGGGACGACACCGGCGGAGGAGGAGACGUCCCGGAGCAGCCGUUCGUUCUCUGCGCGGAGGAGGAGUCCCGCCUCCUCGCCGGCGCAGGUGCAAAACUCAUCAGCGAGGCCUCCCUGUCCUCUGCCGAGCAGAGCAAGGGCGGGACGGCUGCGGCGGCGGCGGCGGCGGGGCGGGUGAAGACGGCCGGUGAGGACGACGGGAGGGUGCUGCGAGCGCUGCGCUCCCCAGCGCUGCAGUCCGCCCUCAACGUCACCACGAUGCGUGAUGACCUCCUGCCCGACCUCAUCGGACAGACUUUACCCCCGGAGUGGCGCGGCGCCGUCGCCGCGGGAGGCGACAGCAGCAGCACCGCGUUCCCGUGGACCCCCGGUAAGUCUGGCCACCCGGACGUGGACUGGUUCCGGCGGCUCUGGGGGUACCUCGCGUCAUCGCGGCCGACCGCGGUGCGGCUGCUGGCGGAGUCGUACCCGGUGGUGCCCACGGGCAACUCGGUGGUGUGCCCCCUCAGCCUGCGGUCUGCGGUCAUCGACGGCGGCAGGCUCAGCAAGGACGUGCGCAACAUCCUGGUCGGGGCCGGCUGCCGGACGCUGCUCCCGGGGGUGUUCGCCCGCGGCGUCGGCGACGCGGCGGCGGCAUCGGCGGCGGCAUCGGCGGCGGCGGCGAGAGAGUCCAAGGCGGUGACCACCGGUGGGACCAAACCCGCAACACCGGAGGCUCGGCAAGAGGGGGACGCCGAUGCUGCUGCUGCUGCUGCUGCUGCUGCUGCUGCUGCUGCUGCUGCUGCUGCUGCUACUACUCAGCGACAGCCGUUGCCCCCACCCCCGGUCGAGCUCUUCGAGUACGUGCGCCCGGGCACUCGGGAGGGUGUCCUGGCGGCCCUGGGCACCGCCAGGCGGAGCGCGGGGAGGCCUCUGACGGACCUCAUGCGGGCGGCAUCGGCGGCGGAGCGGGACGCCCUUCGGGAGUUCCUGGCGCGCGAGCCGGCGAGCGAGAUGUCCAAGGUCGAGGUGGACGUCUGCAGGGAGCUGCCCAUUCUCCCUCUACACGAGGACGGCCUGGUGGCCGCCCGCGCUGUCGCGAGGGCCGAGAUUGCCGCCGCCGCCGCCGCUAGCGGCGGCGGCGCGGCAGCGGCGGGGAAUACCGGGAGUGGUUCGGUACCGCGGCUCGGCUCUGGUCAGGCCAGCGACGGCGGCACCUAUGCGGCGGCCAACGCUUCCCCGCUGUACCUGCUGCUCGAGACCGGCAACGGUUUCGUGGGCGUGGGGAACAAGGGACAGAACACCACCGACGUUGCCACGUCAGCGGCGACGGAGACCGCACAGAAGUGGCUCGAGACCCAUCUCUUGACCCCGAGCUUCGUCAGGGUCCGCGGCGGCGGGGCGGAGGCGAAGCUGCUGGAGGUGCUGGGCGCGCGGCUCGUCGACCGUGCGGCGUUCUUCGUCGAGCACGUGUUCCCCAGGAUAGAGGAGCUGCCCAACGGCCUCCGGGACGUGGCGAUGGUGGAGGCGCUGCUGGCGGCUCCGAGGCUGUCGCAGCAGCACGGACGGUUCAGGACGGCACUGGCGGAGCUGGAGUUUGUUCCGACCACCAGCAAGACGAAGAAGCUGGUUCGGCCGCACGAGAUCUUCGACCCCGAGGUCCCCGAGCUCCCGUCCCUUCUCCCGGAGUCGAGGUUUCCAGACGGCGUUUUCCGUCACAAGGACGUCCUUGCCGCUCUUCGACCGCUGGGCCUCCAGGGGACGCUGGGGUGGGGCGGGCUGGUGGAGGCUGCCGCUUCCGUCGAGGCGAUGAGGCGUGACGGCACGGCCGGGGCGGGGGGACGGGGACCGCAGCAUGAGCGGGGGGGGCGUGAGACCGAGGCCCGCCGUGGGGCAGGAGGCCCGCGGCAUGAGGAGGGGGGGGAAGAGACCGAGGCCGACGCGCGCGUGAGGGGGCGCGCGCUGCUGACGUACCUGGACACGCACGAGACGCGGCUGUUCGAGCUCAAGAAGGAGAACGCGGGGCUGCUGCAGAGGAUGGCGAAGAUCGUCUACGUCGACGUGGCGGCGCAGGAGAGGGAGAGGGAGAGGCUCGUGGCCCUCCACAAGCUGAUGGCGCUGUCAUGGGUGAGAGAACAAGAAAAACCCCGCUGUUUUGAGUGA